Saccostrea echinata is the source of this 7467-nucleotide messenger RNA. RefSeq names its product muscle calcium channel subunit alpha-1-like. Gene Ontology annotation, cellular component: membrane; voltage-gated calcium channel complex. Gene Ontology annotation, biological process: calcium ion import across plasma membrane. NCBI's taxonomy places the organism in Eukaryota, Metazoa, Mollusca, Bivalvia, Ostreida, Ostreidae. Gene Ontology annotation, molecular function: high voltage-gated calcium channel activity. The record is from RefSeq and is a predicted model, not a curated record. Bases 286 to 6666 code for a protein of 2126 amino acids. The transcript has 47 exons.
CAUCCGCGGUGAGCUGCUUGUCGAUGGUUAUCGGCUACUGAGGUCUGUCAGAAAACAUACUCGCGAUGUGUAUGACUUGAAAUUGUCGAGGAAUUACACGGAGAGUGAGGCUUCUUUAAUUCCUAUGACUAAACCAUUUCUAGACUAUUUGUAGAUAUAUUAUCAUCAUGAUGGGUUUAAACCCCGGAUGAAUGAUGCUGGAAGUUGCAUUGAAUAAUGGGCGAUAUGAAAAAUGCAGAUUCUUGAUAUAUAAUUAGGAAUUGUUUUAACUCAUUGACGUUUAGGAUGGCGUCUCCGGGCCCAGGAAGAAACAAUGAGAAUUUCAGUUCUCCCAGUGGAAACACUCACCAGGGGCCACACAUUUACUCCAAGCCUCAGCCAGGAGGGGGGAUUACUAUCAGGACCGAUUCUACCAACAGCAAACCGCUUAGCUCAGCGUGGGCUGCCGCGCUCGGGGCUGCAACUGCCAACGUCGGAAACACCAGCACAAUGACUCGAAAACGAGCACCACCAAGAAAACAACAAAACCAAAAUGUGAGGCCACCUAGGGCCUUGUUUUGUUUAACGUUGAAAAACCCUAUACGAAAAUUGUGUAUCAGGAUUGUGGAAUGGAGAGCGUUUGAGUAUCUUAUUCUCCUGACCAUUUUUGCUAACUGUGUAGCGCUAGCAGUGUUCCAUCCUUACCCAAACCAGGAUUCCAAUGAGGUUAAUGCAGCACUGGAAAGAGUGGAAUAUUUUUUUUUAGUUAUAUUCACCUUAGAAGCAAUCAUGAAAAUUAUAGCGUACGGAUUCGUGCUACAUUCAGGUGCCUACCUCCGUAACGGAUGGAACAUCCUAGAUUUUAUAAUUGUAGUUAUUGGUAUUAUAACACCAGUGCUAUCUUUGUUAAAUGUAUAUGGAUUUGAUGUUAAGGCGUUGCGAGCCUUCAGGGUGUUACGGCCCUUACGAUUGGUCUCGCGGGCCCCUAGUCUUCAGGUGGUGCUUAACGCAAUUGUGCGUGCCAUGGUGCCUUUACUUCAUAUAGCUUUGCUUGUGAUCUUUGUCAUAUUUAUAUAUGCCAUCGUUGGAUUAGAACUUUUCUCAGGAUCCAUGCAUGAAACAUGUUUUGAUAAAGAAACAAAUUCCGUCAUGACUCUUUCUAAUGUCCAUCCCUGUGGGAAAGGCUUUUCUUGUCCUAAUGACUCAGUGUGUCAGAAAUAUUGGGCUGGCCCAAACGAUGGAAUCACAAACUUUGAUAACUUUGGUUUAGCGAUGUUAACAGUAUUCCAAUGUAUCACAUUAGAAGGAUGGACAGAUGUCUUAUAUAAUAUUAAUGAUUCACUAGGAAAUAGCUGGCCUUGGAUAUACUUCAUAAGUUUAAUCAUUAUUGGAUCAUUUUUUGUACUCAACUUAGUUUUAGGUGUACUUAGUGGUGAAUUUUCUAAAGAGAGAGAGAAAGCCAAAGCUCGGGGUGAUUUUCAGAAGCUGCGAGAGAAGAAGCAACUGGAAGAAGAUCUUCGGGGAUAUCUUGACUGGAUUACUCAGGCAGAAGAUAUAGACCCGGAAAAUGAGGAAGAAAAUGAAGAAGGUGCUACUCCCCGCCACAAAAACCAGGAGACGACAUCAGUGAAGACAGAGGAUGUAGAGAGUGGGGAGAUUCAACAGACGUGGUGGCACAGAAAAAGUCGGAGGUUACGAAAAUGGAACAGGAGAUGUCGGCGGAUGUGUAGAAAAUUAGUCAAAUCCCAAGCUUUUUAUUGGACUGUUAUUGUGAUGGUGUUCCUGAAUACAUGUGUUUUAACUUCUGAACAUCACGGACAGCCCCAUUGGUUGGAUAGCUUUCAAGCAAUUGCCAAUUUGUUCUUUGUGAUCCUGUUCACCCUGGAGAUGUUGUUGAAGAUGUACAGUCUGGGACUACAAGGCUACUUUGUCUCGUUAUUUAACCGUUUUGACAGUUUUGUUGUCCUGUUUAGCAUCAUAGAAGUCAUUCUCAUUUACACCAAUGUCUUUCCACCCCUAGGAGUCAGUGUGCUCAGAUGUGCUCGAUUGCUUCGUGUUUUUAAAGCUACAAGAUACUGGUCCUCCCUUCGUAACCUGGUGGCCUCCCUGUUAAACAGUAUGCGCUCCAUUGCCAGCUUGUUACUUCUCUUAUUCCUCUUCAUUGUAAUCUGUGCCUUACUCGGUAUGCAGUUGUUUGGAGGCAAGUUCAACAUCAUCAGUAAGAUAGAGGACAAACCCCGCAGUAACUUUGACACGUUCUGGCAGUCUCUCCUGACAGUGUUCCAGAUUUUGACUGGUGAGGACUGGAAUAUGGUGAUGUACAAUGGCAUUAACUCGUACGGCGGUGUCAACUCUCUAGGCUUAAUUACCUGUCUGUACUUUGUCAUCCUCUUCAUCUGUGGUAACUAUAUCCUACUGAACGUCUUCUUGGCUAUCGCUGUGGACAACUUGGCCGAUGCCCAGAGUCUGACGGAGGAAGAGGGUGAAAAGGAGGAUGAAAAGGAGAGGAUACGAUCACUACGGCGAUCCAAAACACCAGAGGGGGAGGAAAAGUCCAAAGAAGCAGAGCUGGAACCAGAUGAAGGAGUUGGAAUGAAUGAAAAUGGUGGAGAGGAAGAGAAUGCUUACCAUUCUAGACAACCAAGUCAGAGGUCACACAGGUCAAGGCAAGAUGUUGGUCCAGAGACAGAUGAACACCGAGUAAGAAUCAACCUAGGACACACAGAGGAUGAAUACAGAGAUUCAAACCAUGUACCUAUUGAGGAAGAAGACGAUCCGUGUGCCAGUGACACCAGCUCGUUUGAUCUCCUAGAGGGGGAGGCUGCUGCUGAGGAUGAAGCAGAUGAGGAGGACAUGGAGGAGCUUGAGGAUGAGGAGGAGGAGUCUCAGGCACCCUCAACAGCCCGACCACGACGAAUGUCAGAACUCCACAUUCCCGAGAAAAUCAAACCUAUUCCUAAGGCUACUUCACUCUUCAUUUUAAAACCCACCAACAAGUUCCGUAAGAUCUGCCACAGGAUCUGUAACCACCCCUACUUUGGUAACAUUGUAUUGGCGUGUAUUCUGAUCAGUAGUGGGAUGUUAGCUGCAGAGGACCCUCUACAGUCAGAGUCCAAGAGAAAUGAAAUCCUGAACUACUUUGACAUAUUUUUUACUUCUGUUUUCACAGUUGAGAUUAUAAUCAAGAUCAUCACUUAUGGACUUAUUUUGCACAGAGGUUCAUUUUGCCGAAGUUUCUUCAAUAUCUUGGACUUCAUUGUUGUUGGAGUAUCCAUCAUAUCAUUUGUUCUAAACAAUCAAGCCAUAUCUGUAGUAAAAAUUCUCAGGGUCCUGAGAGUGUUAAGACCAUUGAGAGCCAUCAACAGAGCUAAAGGACUCAAGCACGUGGUACAGUGUGUGAUUGUGGCCGUACGCACCAUCUACAACAUUAUGCUGGUUACCUUCCUUCUACAGUUUAUGUUUGCUGUCAUCGGAGUUCAACUUUUUAAGGGUCGGUUUUACAGUUGUUCAGACAGAUCCAAACUGACAGAGAGGGAAUGCAGGGGUCGUUACAUUGACUACCCAACGGGAGAAAUUGAUAAUCCAGAGGUGAAGGAACGGGAGUGGACAAACAACGACCUUAAUUAUGACAACGUUCCCAAGGCCAUGUUGACACUGUUUACUGUCUCCACUUUUGAGGGAUGGCCAGGGUUGCUGUAUCAGUCGAUUGAUGCCAACGAUGAGAAUCAUGGACCUAUUUAUAACUACCAACCCUUUGUGGCUGUCUUCUAUUUUAUCUUCAUCAUUGUCAUCGCUUUCUUCAUGAUGAACAUCUUCGUGGGUUUUGUGAUCGUCACAUUUCAGAAUGAAGGAGAACAGGAGUAUAAGAACUGUGAGCUGGACAAAAAUCAAAGAAAAUGUAUCGAGUUUGCUCUAAAAACUCGUCCUACCCGGCGCUACAUUCCUAAAGCUCGCUGGCAGUACAAGAUCUGGUGGUUUGUCACAAGUCGAGCUUUUGAGUAUGGCAUUUUUACCUUGAUUAUUCUCAACACAGUUAUUCUGGCCAUGAAGUAUGAUGGACAGUCAGGAGCUUACUCAGAUGCCCUGGAUUACUUGAACAUGAUCUUCACAGGAGUCUUCACCAUUGAAUUUAUUCUGAAACUGAUGGCAUUUAGAUUUAGGAACUAUUUUGGAGACCCCUGGAAUGUCUUUGAUUUCAUCAUUGUACUGGGCAGCUUUAUAGAUAUUAUCUACACGGAGGUCAAUCGAGAAAAGGGAGAUUUAAAGCCCGGACAAGGUAUCAUCAGCAUUAACUUUUUCCGUCUGUUCCGAGUGAUGAGAUUGGUCAAACUUCUGAGUCGAGGGGAGGGAAUCCGAACUCUUCUUUGGACAUUUAUUAAGUCCUUUCAAGCACUGCCAUAUGUUGCACUGCUUAUCGUCAUGUUGUUCUUCAUCUACGCAGUUAUUGGAAUGCAGUUAUUUGGUAAAAUCUCUACUGAUCUGGAGGACUCUCAAAUCCACAGGAACAACAAUUUCCAGACUUUUCCUCAAGCAGUAUUAGUUUUGUUCAGGUCAGCUACUGGAGAGGCCUGGCAGGACAUUAUGUUAUCUUGUGUCGCAGGUCAGCCCUGUGAUGCUCUGUCUGAUGCCAAGCCUGACGAAACUUGUGGAAAUGAAGUGGCAUACUUCUACUUCAUCUCUUUCUACAUGUUGUGUUCAUUCUUGAUUAUUAACUUGUUUGUGGCAGUCAUUAUGGAUAACUUUGACUAUCUCACUCGUGAUUGGUCAAUUCUGGGCCCGCAUCACCUGGACGAGUUUGUCAGACUGUGGUCAGAAUACGAUCCUGAGGCAAAAGGAAGAAUAAAGCACUUGGAUGUAGUUCAGUUGCUCAGAAAAAUAUCACCCCCUUUGGGAUUUGGAAAGCUUUGUCCUCAUAGAGUUGCCUGUAAGCGUCUAGUCAGCAUGAACAUGCCUCUGAACAGUGACGGAACUGUGAUGUUUAAUGCCACACUCUUUGCCUUGGUGCGAACUUCUCUAAAGAUCAAGACAGAAGGAAACAUAGACGAGGCUAACGAGGACCUACGCAGAGUCAUCAAAACAAUCUGGAAACGCACGAGUCCUAAACUUCUAGACCAAGUAGUCCCCCCUGCUGGUAGAGAAGAUGAUGUGACUGUGGGAAAAUUCUAUGCAACCUUUUUGAUUCAAGAUUACUUCAGGCGAUUCAAAAAGCGAAAGGAGCAGAUGAAAAAGAUAGAGAAGGGACAGGAGCACACAAAUGCUCUACAAGCUGGGUUACGAGCUGUACAUGAUCUGGGACCAGAAAUUCGCCGUGCAAUAUCAGGCAACUUAGAUGAGGAGGACUUUGCUGAAAAAGAUGUAGAAGAACCUAUGCACAGGCGGAACCACAAACUGUUUGGAUUUGGCAGCGUAAUGACGGCCCUAGCAGGAGUCCAUAAAACUGCCAUCCCUUUUGCCAGUCGGACACAGUCACUUCUGAUCAAUCAAACGCCCAAAAUCUCCUCCCAUACCAACCUCUCACCACAAAACUCACUCAAUGGAAAAGUUACCCCAGCAGAUAGCUGUAACCAUCUGAGUGUGGAACAGCGCAAUGCCAUCAACCGAACUCCCUCCCCCCUAGCUCCUGUUCGUGUCUCACCAAUGAUGAGCAACGAUUCUCGUCGUCAAAGCCAUACCAGUGGAAUUUCUUCCUCUGAAUCCCACCGUGACUUAGUGCCCCCCAGGAGCCCCAUCAGUCAUGACGCUGUCCCUCCAAGGAGCCCCAUCAGCCAGGAUGGCUCAGAAUCUGAGGUCCCUCAGUGGGACAAAUACAAGCCUCAGGACGUUACAAAGAAACAGGGCAUCUAUGUCUAUAGAGAUCUGCCACAAGAGGACAGUGAUUAUGAACGAGAGGAUAAUGCCCCUCCCACCCCUCCCCCAAGGAAAUUAAGUCGUCGUGGGGCAUCACUACGUUUGGCCUGCAUAGGGAAACAACAAAGUGAUGAAAAUCCUCUGAUGAAGAAGAUUGCAGAACCAUUAAAGCUUGCUCAAACUCAGGCCAUGGCAGUGGCGGGAUUGACCAGUGACGGUCGACAGCGACCAAACGAUUAUUCUAAAUUAGGGCUUCCAGAAAACAGAGCUUCCUUCCAAAACCAAGCACAUUCCACAUUCUCACGUUCAAACUCCCUCAUUGAAGGACGCAACAUGUCACCAAGGCAGAAUCUUCAUAGAGGCUCUGACACCAUGGCCAUUCAAGACUCAUCGGGCAUGUACUCCCGGACUAAAGAGGCGGGGCCUCUCAUCAUACCUAAUUAUGUGAUGGCCAAUCAGAAAUAUCGACAUGGCAGUCACAAUAAAUCCAGUGCUGAAAGCUUGGUAGAAAAGGUGCUGACAGAGGAGGGCUUAGAUCGCUAUGUAGAUGCUCACACUUUACAACAAGAAAUAGCGGAGGCUAAUGAUAUGACAGCCGAUGAUAUGAACAUGGCAGCAAGAAUGUUACUUCACCCACCAGAUGAAAACCACACCAGCACACUCCACCCUGGCCAGCGAAGCCCCUACUAUGAACACCUUGGGGGAUUUCUGGUCCAGGAGAUGAAAGAUUACAACUGUUACUCCACCAAUGAUGAUUUGAAUCAUAAAGACUACAGCCCCAGCUCAGAGGACACUAGUGACGAUGAAAUGAAGAUGAGUGAACACAAGAAACAGGCUUAAGGUUCCACUGGAGGAUGUGGCAUUCAAAUUCAGCCAACCAUAACCGUGUGUGACAGACAGAAUGAAUUAAUCGUUCUCGGUGCAAUAAAACUUAGUUCAAACCAGCUGGUUCUGGUUUGCAGUGUUGCUUGAUGCAACCUUUGUUUCUUUCAUAUAUUGAAUAUAUGUAAAUAUAUAUAUAUGUACAUGUAUGUAAAAUGUACAUUGAACUUGAUUGCGAUUGAUUUAGUUUUGUGAAUAAUUGAAAAUUUUGAAUAUCUGCAUGCAGAUCUGUGUAUAACUUUCUGAAGGAAUUAAUAAUCAAAGUUUGUGCAAUAAGAAAUCAAUUAUUUGAAAUUCCUAUGAAUACAUUGUAUAGACAUGUAGAUAAUGAUAUUAGAUAGGAACAGAUAGCUUAAAACCGACAAGAAAUUUUAUAUGUUUUAAAAUGUUAUAGUACUACCAGGAAUUCAUGAAUUCAAGAUCUGAUCAAAAUUGUGCCAUUUGUGUGUAUACGUGAGACCUUUCAGCAGAAAGCAUUGAGUUUGAGAUGAUACCUGUACUUUAUAACUCCUUCCCUGAGAAUGCUGACUUGUGCAUGCAUUGAUUUAUGUAUUGACUGAUAGACUGUAAAGCAUGGACAAUGGGACUAUGUGUUAUGUCUUCACAACUCGCUGUUAUGUUUUUAGUUAUGGUAAAAUAAUGUAAAUAUCAUUUUUACACUUAAAUAUUUAUAUAUGGCAAAUAUAUAUAUAUAUAAAUAUGUAUAUGGGUAAAUAUUUUGACAUGCUUAUGAAGGAAUGUGAAAAUUGUUUGGUAACU